UGUAUCUCAUGUUGUAUUGCAUCAAUGGCAACUACAGGUUCUUGUGUUGUUGACAACAAAGGUUCUUGCAGGCCUGAGAGUGGUUCUGGUGGAAAAAUCUAUUCACGUAGACUAGCUGUAGCUUUCGCUUUAUUUCAAGUUCAACCAUGAUGCGUAACAACUUCGCUUUGGCUCUCAAAAUUUUGACAGCCAUUUCUCUGGGGGUGAACACAACUAUCGCUGCCAGUGGUGUAGCCGAGCCGGACCACAAGAAGCGCCGACGUACCACCGCCGCCACGGGAGGUGGUGCAACUUCCUUUACCGACCACCACGCCCUUCUUGCUUCUAGUACAUAUCCUGCAGAUGGUGCAGAUGAGGAUGUGAUGCUUGUCCACGAGGGAGCCGACAGCGGGGUAAACGUGACGCCGUCUUUAUUAACUACACAACAAAGAGGAAAUGACGCCGCCGGCGCUGACUGUUCUACGACGUGCCACGGCGCAGAAGAAAAAUGCUGCCAGCAACAAGCCGCAGCUUCAUCUACUUGCGAGCAUGAUAAGCUAGAUUUGACUGGCUCCGGCACCGGGUAAUCGUCUUGUGCAACAGCGUCGUCCGCACCCACCGCAACCUCGCCUGCCGCGCCUCGCACGACAACUCGUUCUAAAGAGUUUGACUUUGACCUGGCCACCAGCUUACAAGAAGACAAUCAUCCUUUGCAGCCUUACCUCCUCCACGGAUUUCUCCGUACCCGGCGGGACUACGAAAAACUUGCCCAGGUCUCGAAGGAAGUCGGGACAGCCUUGCAGCUCGCGGAGAGAAGCCUCGCGAAAAAGGGGCAGAAAGUCUACGAGUCUUUCCGUUCCUGGUACGAACUCAACGACACGAUGCAGCUUUGGUGGACUGACUCAUACAGGAAGCAGGACCUUCCACAUGGUCUACGAACCGAAACCAACCUCGUCUUCCCCAACGAGGUCUACGAACCGAAAAAGUACGAGGCCCUUCGGAAAAAAGCAGAGGAAAAGUACGGCCCAGUGGAGCAGUGGGACGUUGGCCGACUUAGGUCUCUUCCACGUUUUUGUGAAUACCAUAUCCUGGCGGCGUGGAAGCAAAUAUAUCUCCCGUCUUUCCGGAUCUCGCAUUGGCGUACUAGAGGCAUCGAGUCGAUGCGCCGUGUUUUUUUUGACUGUAAGGGUUUUAACCAGCCGCUAAACUGGGACACGAGCACAGUGCGCGACAUGACAGAGAUGUUUGAGCACUGUAGCGACUUCAACGACUCCUCCAUUAGCUCGUGGAACGUGAGCAAGGUAAGACUCAUGACUUGUAUGUUUUGCAACGCCACAAGCUUCAAUCAGAAUCUCGGGAGUUGGAACCUCUUCAGCCCGGCGCAUCUGGUCGACGUGCGACUUAUGUUUAGCGAUGCUGCCGCGUUCGACCAAAACCUCUACGCAUGGGGGUGGGGCCCUGGACUUGCGAAUUCAUUAGGGGGGUUACGCACCAGUCCUUGUAUGAUUGCGAACACGAUUGUUUCUCGCCGCCUGCGUAUUGCCGGAAACGACUUGCAUCCUGGAAAGAUGUCCUUUCGCCGGUCCUGGAUGGAUGAAGACCGUUGGAGACGCGCGUUUGCGCUGCCCUCGGAUCGCGUCCAAGGGCGCAUCCCGUAGUGGCCGAUAGCGCGAUGUUGCACUUGGUGACAACAUGUAUGUGUGCCAGAGUCAUGCGCCUGCCAGGAAAUAUUAAGCAUCAUCAUUAUCAUCAUCAUGUCAAAUCCUACAUUGUUUAUUAGAAGAUGUUGACCACUCUCCUGGCAUCUAUUGUCAUUUACACGGCAACAAAAAACGUUUUUAUUGAUUAGAGCGUGACUAAGACUACAGCAUUUUGAUUUUCAUUUGCCAUGCAGAAUAGGUACCGCGGCACUUGUCUCUUGAUGAACCACGGAGAGAGAAGAUGACGCUGAGGAAAGACAAGUAUUUCGCGGACCGUCCUCGCCUUUUUCGCUAAAGAAACUCAAUGCUUUGAAUCAAUGGCAUUACCACUACGACACUACAACCUAAAUUCGCUAUGCUUCUUCAGUAGGCGUUCCCGGGUCAGUAUUUUGUUAUUUGCUUUUGUAUGAUCCUUUCUGCGCAUUAUACGUGCCGCCUCCUUGGCGUUGCACGUCCCUGCAAAUGCCACAAGGUAAUGAGCUCAUAUCCUCCACAGGUUGUUUUAUUGAAUCCAACUUUAGUACUUAAGUAAUUGAGUUCUUCGAACUAAUGUCGAGCCUUUUGUUUUGGUAAAUACCACUAGGGUAGCGGGGCACGCUAUUCCUGCCGCGCGUCGGAGGAGGGAUGUGUGGCGAGGCCAACCCGACCGAAUCAUCACCAUAGCUGAAUACAGAUCGCAUCAUGCAUAUCAUAAUUUUAAAUUUUCAGAAUAGAAGUUAUCGCGACAUAAUUUUAGUUUGCACUAGAUAGAAUCCCAGCAAAAUAUGAAAACAGCAAGCACACACGUUGUACGAUGAGCAAGAGAGCCGCAAAGAACGGCCCGGCAAAGAGGCCGGCCUAAAAGUAAAAAAGGCCUGUACUAUUUUAAUUCAAAACCUGUGAGCACCACUGUGACAGCAGACUAACUGCUGCGAGUGAGUUUUCUUUGGUUGGUCUUCUUGAGCGAGCGCAUCUCUCAGCCUGAUGACGAAAGCGCUGCACCGAAGCGUCGUUGUUGAUGUUGCGCGCUACAUGCUUUUAAUCUUCAGGAAGAUUGAAGGUGAGAAACAAAUAAAUCUUCAGGUGACGUUCUUGAAGGUUUAGAAAUAAAUCGCCAUUGAAAUCAUGAU
Amoebophrya sp. A120 is the source of this 2788-nucleotide messenger RNA. Lineage: Eukaryota; Dinophyceae; Syndiniales; Amoebophryaceae. The record is from the annotation of a GenBank genome assembly.